GUCUUGGAGCCGCAAUUUGAGAAUGACGCAUCUGAGCUAGAUUCUCCUGGAACUGAGGUUUAUGUAACCUUCUCAGACGGUUGUUCCCCACCCUGCCCCUCUCAAUCACUCCCCAGCUGGAAAAUGGAGCCCAAAACUGGGAUUAAAGUUUGAUUCGAAAUGAUUACACACUCACACAAGAUGGUGGGGGGAACGUGGGCGGCAAGGCAGGACAGCGCGGGGAAGAAGUGGUAAAUGUGAAUUGGCAGAAAGGAAGGAAGACACUGCAGACGGGAGCAGCCAUUGGAACAAAAAGAUAGAGGAAGGGGAUCAUGGCCUAUAAAAUACUUCAAGUAGCCCUGUGUUCAACAUUGCUUAUCGGAGCAUUGGGAGCGCCAUUUUUGUUGGAGGACCCUGCAAACCAGUUCCUACGUCUCAAAAGACAUGUAAAUUUGCAGGAUUACUGGGACCCAGAUCACAGUUCAGAUGUGUGGGGAAACACACUGGCUAAGCAGGCUCAUGAAACAUGGAUUGCUUUGAAAACAACAGCACAGUAUUAUUUGGAUAUGAAUACCUUCACCUUUGACAUGUCUACUGCCCAGUAAAUAUGUUUUCCUGGUUAAAGCAGGAGGAUGAAGAUGGCACAAGUUGGAAUGGCAUUGUGCCCAAACCAUGGGUUUUAGAGAUCUGAGGGUAUAUCCAUGCUGUUUACUACAUUAUUUAUUAUGUCUGUCUCAAAGUUGUUGAAAAGAGUAGUUAUGAAAACCCAUGUAGAAACUUGGAAUAAGACAUUCUCAGUAAAUGGUAGUUCUCAAAAAAAGAACUAAAAAAAAAAAAGGCUGUAGUAAUAACAUUUACCAAAAAGAUGGCAUUUAUGGGAAAAGGAAAGCAAAAACAAAAACAAAAAAAAAGUAGUUUCAUUAAACCACCCUGUUCAUAGCUUUUACUCUCUAUUGCCUCUUCUUUGAGAGAGUUUUUUAAUUCAAAGAAGGACAGGGAACUCUCAAAUGGAGCUGAUCCUCUUCUCUCUUCUUCAGUGCUUGUCAACCUUCUUAAGUCAGUCUAUUUUAAAACCAUGAUUUUGAAACGUUUUUCAUCAAAGGUGUACUGCUGAGUGGAGAAAACAGCCUUAACUUAAUAUAACAAGUAGAUAGUGGCUAGGAACUCAAUGGAAGUCAUUCACUUGUAAGUGCAAACUUCUUCGAAGUUUUGUAAAAUUUUUGUAAGCUUUGCAUUCUGUUCCACAAUUUAUUGAUGUUUGCUUUAAUGUGAAAUAACGGUUUUGACUCACCGACCAGGCACAUUUUAUAAUUUUUUCAAAAAAAACUGGAAAAUUGGCCAUAGGGAAAAGUGGACUGCAUUUAUCCUAUAACUUUCCUAAUAUUCAUGGAUUACCACCUCAGUCUGAGAAGCACUGAGAUGAUAUAACUAAUUGCCAAGAUUGCCCCCAAAAUCACAGGUAAAUGGAAUUUUUGUCUUCAGAAGUCUAUUUAUCUCCAUUCUCUAUUCUCUAUUUUAGUUGUUCUCUUGAACAAUUUAUUUUUAACUUUUAAGGUAAAUGGAAACAUUUCCCUAAGACCUUAGUUGAUCUUACGUGGUCUUAAAACAAUCUUAAGCACUUUUUGAGUGGCAAGUAAAUCAGAAAAACCAAAUGCCAAGAAGUUGACUGGAAGGACUUUGGCCUCAGCAAUUUCUUCUCCAAAAGGACACUGACAGCUGCUCAGUAUUCCACAUUUCCCGUCCUGUGGCCUAGAGGUGUUUUCAGUGAGAAAUUUAAGGCUAAUUUAUAACUUAUUAAGUUAACUGCUAUCCUUUUCUGAUAAAUGUGAACAUAGAUUUUUAAAUUACAUCCGAACAAACAAAACAAAGAUGAUGAAUCAUUUAGUUUUGCAGUGGGAAAUAAGUUUGAGAUUGUACAUAAAUAUAUCUUCAGUGUUUCAACAAUAAUAUACAUUUUACUAACACAAAGUUUCAUUCUUUAAUUAUUUAAUAAAAAAUUGAGAAUGCCUGUGUAUUAGGGUUCUCCAGAGAAACAGAACCAAUAGGAUAUGUAUAUAUAGAGAUGCUCCUCAACUUACGAUGGAGUUACAUCCCAAUAAACCCGUCACACACUGAAAAUAUCAUAAGUCAAAAGUGCAUUUAAUACACCUGACCUACCCAACCUCAUAGCUUUGCCUAGCCCACUGAUAUGGUUUGGCUCUGUGUUCCCACCCAAAUCUCAUGUUAAAUUGUAAUUCCCA
This is a messenger RNA of Pongo pygmaeus (Bornean orangutan), 2219 nucleotides long. RefSeq names its product chromosome 2 C3orf85 homolog (gene C2H3orf85). The record is from RefSeq and is a predicted model, not a curated record. NCBI's taxonomy places the organism in Eukaryota, Metazoa, Chordata, Mammalia, Primates, Hominidae. Bases 312 to 584 code for a protein of 90 amino acids. The transcript has 5 exons.